AAGUAAAACGGCAGCCAAACAAACACGCUGUUUUUCAAAGUCUUCAAUUAAAAACCAUUUUUCGCCUUCCCGUAGUUUCAGAGCUUCUUCUCCGGUGAAAAUGGAAACACCAAACUCCAUUUCCAUUUCCAUUUCUCCUUUCUCUUUUUCUCUCUUGAUUUCCAUUUUCUUUUCCCCUUUUCUCACUCUAUAAACCCAUUUCCUCUCUCCCUCUCCCUCAAUUUGGUCUUUCCCCUUUCUCCCUCCUCUGUUCAUGGCUGUUACUCCCAAUGAAGUACAUCACACCACAACCCAACAAAACACCCCUCUCCUAUCUCUCUCCUCUUUUAAAUGACGACUUUAUCCUCUCCCCCCCUCGCCCUCGCCGUCCUCACUCUCAUCGCUGUCGUUUUUCCCCUGUUCCCGGCGAUCCAAGCUCUCGGUUCAGCCUCUACUCUUGCUGUUAGCUACGGCUCCCGCACCGUCUGUGGCAUCGUCGCCGAGCAGCCGACUCAAAGGAUUUUGUGUUUCCGUGACGGUCAAACCAUUUUUAUCGAACCCCAUGUAUCCUUCUCCGCUGUAUCCGGUGGUCGGAAUAUUUUCUGCGGUAUAAGGUCCGGCGGCUACACUCUACUCUGUUGGGGCUUCAACUCGACCAACGCUGCGUUUACCCGGAGAAGACUUUACUAUAACCCCAACGUUCUUCUCGAGAAUCUCGCAGUCGGCGACGACCAAAUCUGCGCGACGGUGGUUGGUGCCGGCAAUGUAACUUGCUGGCGAGAUGGUAACAACGCGAGAGGUGAGUUUUCUUCUGUUCAAUAUGAUUCAAUCUCUUCUGGGUACGGGUUUUCUUGUGGGAUUUUGAAAGGGAAUCAAUCUGUUCGAUGUUGGGGUAGAAAUUCGUCGAUUGCAACCGAAAUCGAAGAUGGGUUUCGAAAUAUUUCAAUGUUGAGUAUCGUCGCAGGUGGGUUUCAUGUUUGUGGAUUGAAUAUCUCUGGUGGGUUAGUUUGUAAAGGGAAUAAUGAUUUUGGGCAGUUGGAUUUUCCUUCAAAUUCUUCCGUGGAGUUCUCUGAAUUAGCUCUCGGUGAACGCCAUAGCUGUGGGAUUUUAGUCUCGAAUCGAUCGGUAAUUUGUUGGGGUGGCUUGGGAUUUUCUAUUGAUUCGAUUCGUGAAACUUCGUUUGAAUUAAUUUCCUCAGGAUCUGAUUUUGUUUGUGGUUUAACAACGAGUAAUUUCUCUGUUCUUUGUUGGGGGCCUGGUUGGUCCAAUAAUUCUUCAAGUCCUUCUUCACUUUCUCUUCCUAAGAUUCUUCCUGGUCCUUGUGUUCUUCUAUCUUCUUGUAGUUGUGGGGUUUAUCCUUUAUCUCAAACCCUCUGUUCUAACUCUGGGAAUGUCUGUAAUCGCUGUUUGUUUACUGUUCCAACGCCAUCGUCGCCGGAACCAUUGCCUUCCUCACCUCCACAGUCGCCACCGGGGACGACCCCGUCAUCUCCGCCAGCUGCCUUGAGAAAAGGUUUGUUGGCAUUUGGUAUUGUGGGCUCAGUUGGGGCCUUUGCUGGGAUUUGCACAAUUAUUUACUGUUUGUGGACCGGUGUUUGUUUUGGGAAUAAGAAGAUACAUAACUCUGUUCAGCCUACCAUCACUAGAGCUGCUAGUUCUAAUGGUGGAACGACAACGUCAAACACAAACAACAGCCCUCCGUCGCGGUCGUCGACAAUACGGCGUCAAGGUUCACGGAUAAUGCGAAGGCAGAGGAGUGGUACAUCGUCCAAGCACGCAGAUAGAGCAGAAGAAUUUACUCUAGCGGAGCUUGCCAUGGCUACUAAUGAUUUCUCACCUGAGAAUAAGAUUGGUGAGGGGAGCUUCGGUGUCGUGUACCGAGGGAAACUGUACGAUGGUCGGGAAGUUGCGAUAAAGAGAGGUGAAACGGGGCAGAAAACUAAGAAGUUCCAGGAGAAAGAGAGUGCUUUUGAUUCAGAAUUGGCGUUCUUGUCUAGGCUCCAUCAUAAGCAUUUGGUUAGGCUUGUUGGGUAUUGUGAAGAGAAGGAUGAGAGGUUGUUGGUUUAUGAAUAUAUGAAAAAUGGCGCACUUUAUAAUCAUCUUCAUGACAAGAACAACAUUGAGAAAGCUAGUAGUGUUGUAAAUUCUUGGAAAAUGAGGAUCAAAAUAGCUUUAGAUGCAGCUAGAGGGAUUGAAUAUCUUCAUAACUAUGCAGUCCCUCCCAUCAUCCAUAGAGAUAUUAAAUCAUCCAAUAUUCUCCUCGAUGCAAAUUGGACGGCCAGGGUAUCUGAUUUUGGGUUGUCAUUGAUGAGUCCAGGGUCGGAUCGUGAUUAUCGGCCGACGAAGGCAGCUGGGACGGUUGGUUAUAUCGAUCCUGAGUACUAUGGAUUGAAUGUUUUGACUGCUAAGAGUGAUGUGUAUGGGCUUGGGGUGGUGUUGUUGGAGCUUUUGACAGGGAAGAGAGCUAUAUUCAAGGAUGAGGAACAGGGAGGGACACCGGUGAGUGUGGUCGAUUAUGCGGUGCCAGUGAUUAUGGCGGGAGAAUUAGAGAAGAUUUUGGAUCAAAGAGUCGGACCACCGCAGAUCAACGAAGCGGAGGCAGUGGAGCUAGUGGCUUACACGGCGAUGCAUUGUGUGCAUUUGGAAGGGAAAGAUCGACCGACGAUGACCGACAUUGUUGCUAAUUUGGAACGAGCUUUGAAUCUCUGUGAUGAUAGCCAUGGUAGCAUCUCUAGUGGUGGAAUUUCCAUUGUUUCAGAGUAAGAAAUUCUUCAAAAAGAAAAAAGAAAAAAAAGAAAAAAAAAAUUUCAAAGAGAAACAAAAAUUUUGAGCUGUUCUUCUUCAUUGUUCUUUUUUCUUUCUUCUUCA
Molecule: messenger RNA, 2847 nt
Organism: Cucumis melo (muskmelon)
Lineage: Eukaryota; Viridiplantae; Streptophyta; Magnoliopsida; Cucurbitales; Cucurbitaceae
Product: putative serine/threonine-protein kinase-like protein CCR3
Exons: 1
Coding region: 331-2742 (803 amino acids)
Biological process (GO): protein phosphorylation
Molecular function (GO): ATP binding; protein serine/threonine kinase activity
Source: RefSeq, a predicted model, not a curated record